Molecule: messenger RNA, 1405 nt
Organism: Olea europaea var. sylvestris
Lineage: Eukaryota; Viridiplantae; Streptophyta; Magnoliopsida; Lamiales; Oleaceae
Product: protein ORANGE-LIKE, chloroplastic
Exons: 8
Coding region: 127-1095 (322 amino acids)
Cellular component (GO): chloroplast membrane
Source: RefSeq, a predicted model, not a curated record
UUUCCCAUACCGACCUUUAACACAAACUUUCACAGGAAGGCGGCAUCUCCGACUCCCUUUUACUUUGAUUCCCACAUUCCAAAACAGCAGAGUUGGAUAAAAAAUCAGAAUCAGGAUAGAGGACUGAUGGGUUCUUUCUCUCUUAGCUCUCACAUUCAAUCAGUUCACGCUUCAAAGCUUCAAUCUUCAUCCAAUUCUGUAUUUUGCUUCCACUCUAACACAAACACAAAACGCUUAUGCUUCUUGAACAAAACUUCCAAUUCCAAAAUUAAGCUAACAAUCUGUUUAUCUUCUCCAAAGGAUGCCGCUUCUGCCAAUAAUCCUCCUGGAGACGGCAACAUCCCAAGCAAUUUCUGCAUUAUAGAAGGACCAGAGACUGUUCAGGAUUUCGUUCAGAUGGAGCUGCAGGAUAUCCAUGAAAACAUUAAGAGCAGGCGCAGUAAGAUUUUUCUCCUGAUGGAAGAGGUGAGGAGGCUAAGAGUCCAACAACGGAUCAAGGACAUGAAAGCUGUUAACGAGACACGUGAAGAGGAAAAUGAGUUGCCCGAUAUCCCAUCAUCAAUUCCCUUUCUUCCUCAUCUGACGCCGAAGACCUUGCAGCAUCUUUUUCUGACAAGCUUUUCAUUUAUAUCUGGAAUUAUCGUUUUUGGUGGCCUCAUUGCACCAAGUCUUGAGCUGAAAUUGGGUUUGGGAGGUACCUCAUAUGAGGAUUUUAUACGCAACAUGCACUUGCCAAUGCAACUAAGUCAGGUGGAUCCUAUUGUGGCUUCGUUUUCUGGUGGGGCAGUUGGGGUUAUUUCUGCACUUAUGCUAUUAGAAGUUAACAAUGUUGAGCAACAAGAGAAGAGAAGGUGCAAGUAUUGCCAUGGAACUGGAUACUUGUCAUGUGCCAACUGUUCUGCAAGUGGUAUGUGCUUGUCCAUUGAACCUAUUUCUGUGACCAAUCCUUCUAGUCGUCCAUUGCGUGCACCAACUACUCGAAAGUGUGUGAAUUGCUCGGGUUCAGGAAAGGUAAUGUGUCCAACAUGCCUUUGCACAGGGAUGAUGAUGGCAAGUGAGCAUGAUCCCCGGAUAGAUCCCUUCGACUUGAACUAGAAUGACUGCUUUUCAGCUAUGUGACUUCAUAGUGGAGGGGAUGAUCGACAUUGAACUCCCUCCCAUAUAUUAUGCCUUUAGUUUUGUUUUCUGCAUAAAUAACUCUACUGUACCUAUAGAUACUCUUGGAGAAAGGGUCUUCAAAGUGGUAGCUAAAGAGUUGAUAUAUACACACACACACACACACAUACAUUGACAUUAUCCUGAUCACUCUUAUCUCUUCUUUGAUCGUGCCACUUUCUCGAUCUUGAACGUAUUUUGUGGCUACUCUCACAAAUGUGAUAUUAUUUAUGCUUGCUUGUCUUACGAA